Molecule: messenger RNA, 822 nt
Organism: Cyphellophora europaea CBS 101466
Lineage: Eukaryota; Fungi; Ascomycota; Eurotiomycetes; Chaetothyriales; Cyphellophoraceae
Exons: 2
Coding region: 1-822 (273 amino acids)
Biological process (GO): chromosome segregation
Cellular component (GO): Ndc80 complex
Source: RefSeq, a predicted model, not a curated record
AUGGCCGCUGCAACGGCGUUUUCAACAUCCACCUCAUUCCUCCGCGCCUCCCAGUCGCAACAACAGCCCACCUACUCCUACUCCGGCAGUCACUUGACGCAGCUCCCCAGCGUGGACAUCCCAUUCGAGGACCUGCGAAAGCGCAUGAACGAGUUCACGGUGCGAUUCGACGCGUUUCUCGAAAAAGGCCGCAGGCGCGUUCUCGAAGAGCACAAUGAAUUCAAAGCGAAGCUGUCCGAACUACACGAGGACAAUAAAUCCACCGCCACCUCCAUCGCGACCCUGCAGUCUACACUCGCGACGCAGUCGCACGUCCACUCUCGCGAACUGGCCGAGAAGGAGGAAAUGAACGCGCAGAUCACGAAACUCGAAACCCGCCAUUCCUCGCAGCAGCAACAACGCGACCGCCUUAGAGCCGCCCUCGCAGCUACGCAGCGCCAGAUCGACGCCAAGCUGGCCGCGCAGCGCGCGUAUGCGGAAAAGCAGGACGGACAAUCGGCGCUCAACGCGCCGGAGCUACAGUUCUGGGAGACGUAUCUGGGGAUGCGGUUCGAAGGGGCGGGCGACGAGAGCCGCGUGAAAGUCAUCUACUCGUUUCCUGCCGGGAAGGGCACGAAAGGGGAAGGAGAGGGCGGCGAGAGGGAAGCGGUGUUUGAGUUGAAGGUGCCGGAGACGGGCACGGCCGGGUACGAGGUCGUGUACAUGAAGCCGCGGCUGGAGAGGGAGAAAGUCGAGAAGGUCGUGGACAAGCUGAACGAGACGAGGGAGAUCGGAGUGCUAUUGAAGGGAAUGAGAGGUCUGUUCGCCGAGGAGAUGAAAUGA